GUGUGGCAACUGACAAUAUUCGAGGCAGCAUUAAACAGCAGUUUGCACAGGCUGGGCUCUAAACGCGGGAGAGAGGAGAGCGGCAGGCAAUGGCGGUUGAAAUCCCUGUCGAUCGAGCCCUGGAGCCCAACAAUGGCGAGUUAUCCGUGGCGAGCUCUCCGAUCCCAAAGCCGACUGCGAAUCCCCAAGAAGAGAUGAGGGCUGUUGCCCGCGUCAUCUCCGAUCAACCUCUGCCCAACCCCGAACCCGGCGUCUGGGCCGUCCUUACCGCCAUCUCCAAGAACGCUCGGUUCCGUCCUCAGGGAGUGAAUAUGCUUUUGACUGAAGAUGAGCAUUGCAUUGGCCGCUGUGUAGAAGAUCGUUUCCAGAUCAAUUCCAUCUCUAUUAGUGCAAAUCAUUGCAAAAUUUAUAGAGAAAGAGAAACUCAUACAGAUGGAAAAGCAGAUUCUAGCACCCCCUUCGCAGUGUAUUUGAGAGACACAAGCACCAAUGGGACUUACGUUAACUGGGUAAAGCUUAGAAGAAGUUCUAAAGUCAGAUUGACACAUGGAGAUAUCGUUUCCUUUGUCUCGCCCCCACUCGGUGACAAUUCUUAUGUAUUUGUUUAUCGAGAAGUCCCUAGUUCAAGUACUGAAGGUUCAAAGAGGAAAUCAGAGGACUUUAGCAAUGAGAGCAAAAGGCUAAAAGGUAUUGGCAUUGGCGCACCUGAUGGACCUAUAUCACUAGAUGAUGUUCGAAGCCUGCAACGUUCAAACAUGGAACUUAGGCAACAAUUGGAAUCUCAUGUUCUUACCAUUGAGGCUUUGCACAGUGAAAACAGGGCGAUAAAUGCCCGUCAUGAAAAUGAGCUGAAAGGGCUGAAGGACACCGUCUCUAAUUCAUAUGAUGAUCAGAUUAAAGAUCUGCUGAAUGUACUAGAAGCAAAGCAGAAAGAACUUGAUGAUCUGAAAGCCACAUCCGCCGAAUUACAGAAUUCCAUAAAGGAUCUUAAUGAAAGACUUCAUGCAUCCCUGCAAUCACGUGCUGAUGCGGAUGAGAUAAUUAAUAGUCAGAAUGUAACCAUUUCAGAACUAGAUGCACAAUUAGAUGAAGAAAGAAAUCAGAGAAGGGGAGAGCGGGAAAAAGCAGAAAUGGAUCUAAAGUCUGCCAUACAAAAAGCACAUGUAGAAGCUCAGGAGGAGAUUAAACGACAGGCUGAUGUUUACUUGAGGCAAAAUAGAGAACAGCAAGAAUUGAUCACCAAACUUCAGGAGUCAGAGAAGGAUAGCCGUUUACUAGUAGACAUGCUAAGAUCUAAGCUGGAAGAUGCAAGGGAGAGUCUGGUAACGUCUGAGAAGAAGUCUAGGCAGCUGGAAGCCCAAUUUCAAGAUGAACUUGUGUCUUCUGCAAAUAGCCGAAAACAGGUGGCACGGGAAGAAGCAUGGGCUAAAGUUUCAUCGCUUGAACUUGAAAUUGCUGCAGCAAUUCGUGAUAUUUCCAUUGAAAAGCAAAGGUUUCAGGGUGCUAGAGAAAGAAUUAUUCUACGGGAAACCCAACUGAGGGCUUUCUACUCCACGACUGAGGAGAUUUCUGCAUUAUUUUCGAAGCAGCAAGAGCAGCUGAAGGCAAUGCAAAAGGCCUUGGAGGAUGAGGAGAACUAUGAAAACUCCUUAUUUGUUGUUGAUUUAAAUAUGCCUGUUAAUCUAAAUUUUAAUUUGGCCCAACCUAGAGGAAAUCCCAAAGAGUCUUCCAGUGCUUCAACUCAGAAGAAUUCCUUCCUCAAAAUUGAUAGUAAGGAUGACUGUGACGUCGACGACGAUGAUGAUGAAGCCGUAUGCACCACCCAGAAGAAUGAUUGUCAAAAUGAUAGCCAAGAUGGUAACACUCAAGAUCUACAAGGUGGAGGUGUUGAUAGGUUGGCUUCUCGAGGUUUUGGCUCUGAUAUCGAUGGUGUGGGAACAGAAAUUGUUCCUGAUUUGAACCAAAAUGAUACUGAACGUGUUAUUGGAACUGAAAGCCAAGUGGAUGAAAGAGGUUCUGCUGCUCUUGCUCUUCUCAAAUGCAGCAACCUUGCUGGAGAUACUAUGCAGAUUGAUGAGGAAAUUGAAGCCCAAGUUGACCAGAAAGAUCUCAAAACUAGCCCAUCAUCCCAGCAGAGAAAGGAGGAUACUGAAGCCAGCACAAUCAGAACUGCUGAUCUCUUAGCUUCAGAAGCUGCAGGGAGCUGGGCAAUUGACACCGCUCCAUCAGUUUAUGGGGAGAAUGAAUCUCCAGAAGAUCAUGGUACAGGUGCCGAGGCUGAUGCUGCUACUGCAUUUCUGAUGCUUGGUUCUGAAGGUCAGGCUGCAGGGAGUCAGAGCAAUUCUGCUCGCGGCAUUACCAAACUUACUAGAGAGCACCGGGCACUUUCCGCCAUGAUUGACAUAGUUGAACCUGAUUUCAAGCAAAAAUUUCCUGGAUUUGUCGGUGUGACACAGAGUGAGUCUCCUUCAGAUGCAGAAACAGAGGAAGGAAGUAACCAUAGUGAACCCAGUGAUAAAAAUGAUAAUGAUUCUGAUGGUGAUUCUAGUUCAGAUGAUGCAACAAAUGGUGCUGAAGUGAUGAUUGAAGAUUCUGUUGGCUGAUUAUAUCAGCUUCUCUUCUUGCUCCAGUAUAGUUCAUUUCUGCUCUUACAACAACAAAAACGGCAACAUCAAGUCUUUGCCUCACUACGUGGGGUCGGCAAUAUUAAUCCUUUUUCGCCGAUGAUUCAUGCUCUUACAUUGUACAAAAAUCUAUGUUGUUAAUACUAGUAGGCAAUGCAGAGAUUAACUUUUAGGUUCUUAUUUGAGAUAGUUUUCUUGUUAUUUUAUAAAGCAGAUUUUGAGCACA
Molecule: messenger RNA, 2850 nt
Organism: Dendrobium catenatum
Lineage: Eukaryota; Viridiplantae; Streptophyta; Magnoliopsida; Asparagales; Orchidaceae
Product: FK506-binding protein 5
Molecular function (GO): protein binding
Source: RefSeq, a predicted model, not a curated record